GUCGGAUAGUAAACACGGCCGUACUCAUGCAUGACGUCACUUCCGUGAUAAACAUCACCUACUGAGAAGAGUACUGGCUGAAGCUGCCAGUGUGAACGCCUCAGCUGAGCUCAUCUGCUGCCUGGAUACCUUAUUACACUUCAGACUAAGAGAAUCAGUAUAUCUCCUUCCAAAAUGAGCCGGGACGUCCCCAUCCACAGCUGGCCCGGCUCAUAUUACAUCAACAGUGAGAAGCGGUGGGAAAACGGCACCCUUUCCCUCACCAGAACCACGGUGAGCUUCGUCUCCAGCCAGAGUAAGGAGAGUCUCGCCAGUUUCCGCCUCUCCCGCAUCAUGGAGAUUAAGAUGGAGUCGUCCAGUUUCAUCUUCAGCACCCUCACGGUGCUUGAGGAGGGCAACGUGAAGCACUGGUUUGGCUCCCUUAAGCCCAACAGGGUGGUGGUUUAUAAUGUGUUGGAGCAUUUCUGGAGAGAGCGCCUCCUGUCUCCCAGCUCAGAGGCCCGAGGGGCUGAGUGUCAGCCCUCCAAAGGCAGAGAGCUGAUAAACCUGGUGGCAGGGGCACAGAGGAGACUGGAGGACACUGGGAGAGUCCUCAGCCAUCAAGGAGAGCAGUUUGACAACAUGAUGCAGGGACUGGAGAAGAUUGACUCCGACCUGGGCGUAGCUGAUAAACUCUUGUCAGAGCUGGAGUCUCCUUCCUGGUGGCCUUUUGGUAAACUCCCCUGGAAGGCUCAGCAGGAGGCCAAGGCCGAGGAUGCUGCAAGAGCUGCAGCUACUGCUGCUGGUAAGGGGUCCGGGAAAAAUAAGGUGAUCACAAGCAUCCCGGCUGUGGUGUCCAAAGGUGGAGAUUCUGACUUGAAGCCCGGAUGUUUGUUGGUGCUGGUUUCCUCCCUGGAGGUGCGAGACACAAGCUGCCAACUGCUUCACCGCUUUGAACGGAAUGAGAUCGACGAAAUCAGGGUGCACAGUCCUUACGAGAUCACCGUUAGACAGCGGUUCAUCGGGAAGCCUGAUGUAUGCUACCGGUUCCUGUCUGCUAAGAUGCCAGAGGCGUUGUCAGUGUUGGAGAUGCAGUACAAAAAGAAGGUUGAGUUCACUGUCGAGUACACAGCUUUCAAGACAACUCCACUUUCAUCUCCAUGUGACACAGAGAGGCAAAUUGGGAAUGAAGGUUUGCUGCAGAAGUGCCAAGAGACAGAGGUCCCGCUGGAGGUCCCAGCAGGAGAUCUGUCCCAGUUGCAGGUGCAUGUCCUCCAGCCAUCUGUUAGUCAGGCUGAGGCCCAAGAACUCAAACAGAUGCUGAUGCAGCUGAAGAACCUGGCUCUGGAAGCAGAGACAGAGCUGGAACGGCAGGAUGAAGUUCUGGACGUCCUGACCAGCUCCACGGACCGAGCCACAAUGCACAUAGAAAAGCACACCUGCCGCAUGAAAAGACUGCUGUAGCUGAGACGCAUGCGGUCACCAUGUUCCUCCUGAGAAAUGCACUACAAGCUUUCUCCUUGUCCUUGCGGGAUUGGUACGGCUUGAGAACACUGACGUACAGUGCUAGGGACUUUUUCCAUAUACUCAUUAAUAGUUCAUAGGAUUUUUGUUGCAUUUGCUGGUAAUCACAUGAUGUUGGGGUCAAGUGUCAGUGAUUUCAGGGAAAUACGGUGGAACGCCUCGGCAAUGUCUGUUUAACACUAAAGAUGUUCAUUGAAGUCUGUGAAAUUUGCACAUUUAAGGUCAGGUUAUGACCUUAAAAGCAUGAGGAUUUUUUAAUACUUGUUUCUUUUAGAGAAAUGGAGUGUUGCAAGUGCACAUUUGUCAUUUUUGAUUUGAUCUUCUUUUUUAAUACUUCAUUUGAAACAAUUCAACCAUUUAGGUCUGAGAAAAGUCCACUAUCUAUAUGCAGGGUUGAGUCAAUGCUCUCCCCUUUCAAUGUGGAUCCUGCAGCCUUUAGCAACUGUGACUAGCAUUGUUAGCAUUACAUUCACAUUAGAUGCUAUUGCCUGGACACAAGUCUCAUGUUUUCACAUUUUGCCAGUAAUUACAGCAUUUCAGAUGUUUAGAAUAGUAGCUCUGGAAAUAACUGUCAUUCUGAAAACACCAUUUUCUCCAUUUUCUCUAUUUUUUGAGUUGCCAUAUCUAAAUGAAGUGCUUGAUCGCCACUUAGUUCAGAUUAUGUGGAAAGGUGUGCUCUAAAAAUGAAGAUAUAACUAUAGAGAAGGACUUGCCCUCCACUCGAUUCAGUGCCCAGUAGUGGUGCUUAUGGUUUGUCCUAUUAAACACAAUAUGGAGUGUUCGAGUGGGAAGCCAGUGAGGGAUCAUGUCCUUGUCAGUGCAUUAGUGACUCCUACUGGUUGGUCGUGGCACCAGGGUGAGAUCUGGGGGAAUAGAAUAACCCUCAGUGCGUGUCAUGCCCUUCCAGUGGAGCCGGCGGGUGAAAAUAUAGACAGGAUUAUCGGAGGAGACACACACGGCAGUCUAAACCCUCACAACGUGUAUUGGGAGACAGCAAUGACGACGACUGCAGUAAAAGGUGAAAUGGACACUAGAAGUACAAAAAAAGACAAUAACUAGUCUAUUUAUUCUCUCAGCACACAGAUUUAAAAAAACUGCAUGUUACAAGACAGAUUUUGCAUUAAAAUGAGUCUUAGAGGGAUAGAUAAAGUUACCGUAGUUUCUGAUGCUUUAUAACCAUUUCUGACCUAAAGCUUGUUUUUCUCAAGUCCAAGGUGUCACUUAUCCUCUCUGCACACAGUUUCACCGUGGCUUACUGUUGCAUGUCUCGAUAUUGCUGCUGUGUACUGCAUCAAGUGGAAAUGUCCCAUCAUUAUCAGCAUAUAGCAGAAGACUGUAAACGUGCAACUAAGUAAUGGGACUUAUGACAAUGUAACAGAAAACACUCCCUCUCUCUGUUUUUAAGUAUUGUUCACAGAAUACUCCACCUUAAGGUCCACAUCUACUGUAUAUGUCUUGCUGAAGAUUGAUAUUAUCCUAAAUCUGUAUGAUGUCUAAAGGACUGAUGUGUGUAUUGUAUUUCUGUAAUUUUAUUGUGGUCUGUUACCACUGUGAACUUGUAAUUAGCUGUCAGUUAAUCUUGAAAUACCUGUGAUUUAAAAAAUAUUGAUCUCAUCACUGUAUAGAUGCUUGUUUUUGCUGAUAAUACCAAGUUUAUCUUGACUCUGGAUACAACUAAACGAUUAGCUUUAAAUAUAAGGGAAUAAAUCUGCACCUUCAUCCUC
Thunnus maccoyii (southern bluefin tuna) is the source of this 3227-nucleotide messenger RNA. RefSeq names its product synaptosome associated protein 47 (gene snap47). Gene Ontology annotation, molecular function: SNAP receptor activity; syntaxin binding. The transcript has 6 exons. Gene Ontology annotation, cellular component: plasma membrane; SNARE complex. Lineage: Eukaryota; Metazoa; Chordata; Actinopteri; Scombriformes; Scombridae. Gene Ontology annotation, biological process: synaptic vesicle fusion to presynaptic active zone membrane; exocytosis; synaptic vesicle priming. Bases 175 to 1443 code for a protein of 422 amino acids. The record is from RefSeq and is a predicted model, not a curated record.